This is a messenger RNA of Anneissia japonica, 1842 nucleotides long. Its product is annotated as low-density lipoprotein receptor-related protein 4-like. The coding region runs from base 169 to 1842 and encodes 557 amino acids. The record is from RefSeq and is a predicted model, not a curated record. The transcript is spliced from 10 exons. Lineage: Eukaryota; Metazoa; Echinodermata; Crinoidea; Comatulida; Comatulidae.
AAUAAUAUGAAGAGAAUAGACCUAACGACAUCCUAAGAAUGUUGGCAUUGUAGCUACUCUGCUGUGGUUGGAUAUUAUUUACUUUUUUAUUACUUGGUGGUGUGAGCAUGGCUUCCGGGAUCUAUAUAAAUGCAGGUCUCGGACGAAUGCAUUUGAACAUUUUGCAAAAUGGAUUCAAGAUCAGUCUUGCUGCUUUUUCUGUUGAUAACAAGCUCGACAGCAGCUGACCUGUUGCUCUGGGCGGAGGAAGUCGACACAGAUAACCCAUCUCAACCAGAGGCUAAAAUCCAAACAUUACCUGCAGACCCAACAACAUACGCGCCGGGCUUAAUCGCCACCGGAGAAAUACAGACUGCAUUCAAGUACAAUGUAGUUCCGGGAAAGUUCGUCGCAUUGGACACCGACCACCAAGACCAGGUGAUAUUUUUUAGCGCCUCCCUACGUACGGCAGUUUACAAAGGAACAGUCAAUGCAGAAAGUAACAGCGCCAAUAGGGUGUUUGGGGGAUCAUCUAAUAGAGUGGAGGGAAUUGCUGUAGAUUGGCUUGCCAAAACACUGUAUAUCAUCGAUCAGACCUACAAUUGGAUUUUCCUUAUUAAUCAUAGAGAACCAAAUCGCUAUGUUAUUUUGGUGAGAGAUGGGUUGGAUAAACCACGUGGUAUAGCUGUUCAUCCAGCAAAAGGGCUUUUGUUUUGGAGUGACUGUGGUGAUAUACCAAAGAUUGAACGAGCUAAUCUAGAUGGUACAAAUCGAACAAGCCUCAUUACCACUGGUAUUAAGUCACCUAAUGGGCUCUCAGUCGAUUAUGUAGAGAACAGACUUUAUUGGACGAACGUCGAUGACUCGUUUUCCAAGGUAGAGUCAUGUGACCUCGAUGGGAGUAAUCGACGCGUUCUUUUCUCACAAUCUAGUUUAACGGCGCAAUUCUUUAAGUUGAAAGUUCACAAGGAUUAUGUGUACAUAACCGAUUGGAAUCGCAAGUUAUGGUGUGUUUUUAAAACUUCUGGUGCUGUCUACUUCAGCUUAAACCUUAAAUCUCGUCCUCAUGGUGUGACGGUGUAUGGAGAUGGUGAUCAAGAAAUUCAACCAUCCCCGUGUUUGACUAACCCUUGCUCACAAAUAUGCACCAGUGGUGAAAAUAACUACACGUGCGUGUGCAGAGACUCGUAUUUUCUGUUACCUGAUGGAAAAACCUGCCAAAAAGGUGAUUUUAUCGGCACACCACUUUUUCUUUUCUCAAACCAAACAUCCAUUGGUAAGCUACCUUCUAACUUUCCCAAUACCGCCUAUCCAAAUGACUUUACUGUUGAUGGCUUCCUUAACAACCAGCGUUUCGUUGUGGCCCUGCAAGUGGACGUGGCACGCCGUCUUCUGUUCUUUUCUGAUGUAGUUACCAGGUCAGUGUUCAGUUUAGAAUUAAAGAAUGGAGGUAAACGUAAAGUAGUUGCUGGACAGUUGGGAUCAGUACAAGGAAUAGCUGUUGAUUACCUUUCACAAACCUUGUACUGGACCGAUUCUACAAAACAGCAUAUCAUGGCCUCUUCGUACGAUGGGAGGUACCGCCUCGUUCUAAUAGAUACUGCUAUAGUGCAACCUCGAAGUAUUGCCGUGGAUCCGAUUCAACGGUGGAUGUUUUGGCUGGAACUUGGAUCGCAACCACAGAUUGAGCGAGCUAGACUUAAUGGAAGUGACAGGAAAAUGAUUGUAAACACUCGGUUGGGUGCAGCUAGUGGAAUACACUUUGAAAAAUUCUGGUUCAUUGCAUUUCUAGGUUAUACUUUGCUGAUAGAUCGUCCGGUGCUAUUCAGUCGGUUGAUUAUGACGGAGAGUCAAGGAAAGUAG